Molecule: messenger RNA, 1104 nt
Organism: Morus notabilis
Lineage: Eukaryota; Viridiplantae; Streptophyta; Magnoliopsida; Rosales; Moraceae
Product: pentatricopeptide repeat-containing protein At2g17525, mitochondrial
Exons: 1
Molecular function (GO): protein binding
Source: RefSeq, a predicted model, not a curated record
CAAGCUCUUGUCAUGUUAGACAAGUGCUUUUCUCUUGGAUUUGUGCCUGACAUUGUUACCGUGACCAAGGUGCUGCAGAUUCUCUGCAGCUCAGGGCGUGUAUCUGAGGCUGUCGAGAUUUUAGAAAGAGUGGAGAGUAAAGGAUGCCUUGUCGACGUCGUCGCUUAUAACACCUUACUCAAAGGCUUUUGUGAAUCAGGAAAAGUGAAAGUUGGGCGUCGGAUUUUGAAGGAAAUGGAGAGGAAGGGAUGCCUUCCGAAUUUAGAUACCUAUAACGUUUUGAUCCAUGGAUUCUGCAAGUCCGGCUUGUUGGAUUCGGCUAUGGGUCUGUUUAAUGACAUGAAGACUGAUGGGGUUCAAUCGAAUUUGGUUACAUAUGACACAUUGAUUAGAGGUUUGUGCUAUGGAGGAAGGACCAAAGACGGGUUUCUGAUCCUGCAACUAAUGGAGGAGAGUAAAGGGGGUUGUGGGGGCCGAAUUAGUCCUUAUAAUAGUAUCUUGUAUGGUCUAUACAAAGAAAAUCGUGUGGAUGAAGGGCUUGAGUUUCUAACCAAUAUGGGGAGAUUAUUUCCUAGAGCUGUUGAUAGGAGUUUGAAGAUUUUAAACUUGUGCAGUGAGGGAAAGGUUGAGGAUGCAAAGAGCAUUUAUGAUCAGCUGAUUAGUGAAGGAGGAGCACCAUGUGUUAUUGUUUACAGCCAUUUGAUCUGCGGAUUUUGCGAAGAAGGGAAUCUUCGGGAAGCCCUUGCGCUGAUGAAUGAGAUGAUUGCUCGUGGCUAUUCUCCUAUUGCCUCGACAUUCAAUUCGCUCAUCAGCGGGUUUUGCAGUCGAGGAAGAAGUGAUGCCAUAAGACUUGUGGAAGACAUGGUUGGGAGAGGAUGUACUCCUGAUGCUGGAAGUUACAGUCCUCUGGUGCAUGCUCUUUGCAGGGAAGGGGAUUUUCAGAAGGCUUCAAUGAUGGUUUCACAAAUGGUAGAAAAGGGUAUAAUUCCUGAUUAUUGUGCAUGGAGCUCGUUGAUUCUUUGUCUAUGUAAAGGAAAAGAAUGUUUAGAAAACAAUCAUAUGUUUCGUAGAAAUGAGUUGCUGAAGCUCAUAAUAGAGACUUAA